CUCGAUAUUACCUGAAGAUUCAUCAUACUACAAAUCCCCAACACAGACCGGUUCAAUGAACAAAUUGGUUAAUACAGAUCUCAUAUCGGCCUAAAAAGGCCGUAUUUGAAGCCUAGUUGAUCAUGUGUAUCGGUUGUAGUAAGUUCUGAUCAUCAAACACUCAGCUGAAUUACUGGUUUCAUCAUCGUGGACUGACAAAAUGCAUCUGAGAGGUUUCACGUUCAUAGCUGGAUUACAACCACAGAUAAUGAAGUUCAAGUUAAGCCGGAAACAAUGUGUUACAUAUCUAAGUACUACAGCACCAAAGUAUAAUUUCGACUGGAUGAAUGGCUUUCACAGUUGGUCGUUUGAAUGACAAUUAUUGGUUUCGUUUAGAUCAUACGCUCAAACCGCCCUUAUCAUAUGGUUCUGAGACUCAUUACACGAAUAUAACACAUGCUCAAACUGUAAUAAAUCAUACAACAAACAAAACAAAGGCAUGGAAAAUACCAACUCAGUUCUCUUUUAUCAUCAACGGAAGGUGUGAUAUACAUACAGUGAUAAUCGGAUAA
Messenger RNA from Heterobilharzia americana, 551 nucleotides. Lineage: Eukaryota; Metazoa; Platyhelminthes; Trematoda; Strigeidida; Schistosomatidae. The record is from the annotation of a GenBank genome assembly.